GUUCAAACAACAUUAUCAAACCAAACAACAUUCUCAAACCACAAGUUCACAACUACCACAAACACAAACUAGCAAGCACUACAAUGUUCACAAACAACGUUUCAUAUCGUCAAACAACACCAAAUGUAGAUAAGUCUACAUUCUGCAAGUCGUCCCCUUCAUCUUCUUCAUACUGCCAUGCUAAUUACCCUUCCUAAGAAUGAAGGUAACAUUCUAUUAUCCUAAUUACCAUCUUCCUCCAACUUGGCCUAUAUUCAUUCUAAUUUUGCCAUUCAUUCAAAGAUGGGGGAAGCGUGUUCGCGUCCAACCAUACCUGCUGCCGCCGUGUCUUCUUGAGCAGUGGAGGGAGUCGCGUGCCGGUGCCGGAGACGCGUGCCAGAGCAGCGGCGGAGUAGUGGCGGAACAGAGGCGGAGAAGCCUGGAGCAGAGAAACCGCAGAGCAGCGCGGAGCAGUCGCUGCCCUGGUCGCCGGUCGCCGCCUCGCCGGUCGAGAAGAGGGAGGAUCGCCGGGCCCUGGUCGCCGCUCGAGAAGAAUACGCCGGUGAGGAAGAGGAGGGAGGAUGGCCGGGCUGGUCGUCGCUCGAAAUGAAAUGGGAGGUCGCCAGCAGCAGCAAACGAAGGAGGACGAAGCGGCGAGAAGAUUAGGGUUUUGCUUUU
This is a messenger RNA of Linum tenue, 657 nucleotides long. NCBI's taxonomy places the organism in Eukaryota, Viridiplantae, Streptophyta, Magnoliopsida, Malpighiales, Linaceae. The record is from the annotation of a GenBank genome assembly.